Molecule: messenger RNA, 2464 nt
Organism: Erpetoichthys calabaricus (reedfish)
Lineage: Eukaryota; Metazoa; Chordata; Cladistia; Polypteriformes; Polypteridae
Exons: 9
Coding region: 176-2293 (705 amino acids)
Source: RefSeq, a predicted model, not a curated record
ACCAUGUGCGACUACACGUUUUGUCCGCCACCCCUGCAAACGCCAUCGAAUGGUCUACUCCUAUUGCCUGUCUCCAUAGCAACGAACGACGCCUUCGGGGCGCGCCUUGUCAUAUUGCGAAUCUCAGUUAAGGAGGCUGUAAAAGUAAAAGAGACUCAGUGUAUGUGACCAAAACAUGACAGCCAGGCUGCUAUCUUCAUUUAACGCAUUUGACGGCUAUUCCCAGAAAAUUUUAAAUAAAUACGCGGGGGGACGACAGUUAGGUGACCUACAGAGUAAAAACCCUGCCUGCCACCCUGAGCUCCUGAGCCCCCCUGUAACGUUCAGCUAUGACUGGGAUUUGGAUCUUCCCAGUUCCAGAAGAACUGAACUGUCCAAAAGAAAAAGCGUUAAGCAGAUUAUACAUGAGGAGCAGAGUCUGAUUCACAACACAAUAAGAUUAGUCACAUCAGCCCCGUCCACCAAGAGUGCCCUCGCUGUGCCAACCGAGCCAGUUGCUCACACAAGUAUCAGGCCAUUUUCCUGCAAUGAUGCUCAGGCUGGAAAGUGCAUACAUUCAAAAGGUUUCCAUAAACAUUCAGAAGAAGGGUACAUGAUAAUUAAAUUCAAAAAGCCCAGAUCACAGGCAUCUAAUAGAGGAGCAUCUUCAGCAAGGAGGGAGAAGUGGUCUAAUGAGGUGGAGAAACUCCCCCUGCUACAUUUGUUAAAGAAAGAGGAGAGCUACGCUCAUACAGGGGGCACCCUUAGCUCUUCAGAUUUUUCCGGCUGUUGCACUUUCUCCACCAAUGGAGAAGUAGACGAUGUCUACAAUAUUCCAGAGUCUACCGGGAAACUGAUUGCACAACAACUCCAGCAUGGCAAUGGGGUCCGAGUGGGAACAAAUGGGAGCUGCAGAGGGACGGAGGAUUUGAGCUCAACUAUGGAUUCCCUCACCCACCACAAUCUUCCAAAAGAGAUGCAGUUCCAGCAGCCACAGGUGGUGUCUUUAAGAAUGGAGGAUGAAUUUGAGAAAGAGACAAAUAAAAUACUUGAUGCGCAAUCGGAAAAAAUCUAUAUCCCCCCACUGAUUGUGAGUGAAACACGUCCCGUGGUGUUCCACAAAGACACUGUUCCACAGUUUUUCCCCUCCCAGUCUACUACCCGAGCCCACAACUAUCGUCUGUCUUUGAAAAUCCCAAGUGACAAAGGGACAAAGGAAAUCAACAGAAAUGACCCCUGGGGUGGAGCAGACACAAGAGCUAGUAAGGCCGAAAUAAAACGAUAUCACAACGAACCACUGAGGUUAAAGGUCAAGCAGAUUAGAAGACCCUCUGGAAAACAGAAGAUCAAUGUGCACAUUUUAUUAGCUGAUGGAACAACCAGCAAAGCUUUGGAGUUUAAACAGCCAAUCGAAAAUCUUCCAGUUAACUACUCUGGCAUCAUAGAAAAGGGUGCCCAGUUCAACAAAGUACCCAUCCCCAGGACUGCUGCGUCAUAUAGCAGAAGCACUUUCAAGACCGAUGUUGGUGCAGUGAAAAAUGGAAUGAACCCUAUAAAAGCAGUGGAAUGUGAUACCUUUCCGACAAGCUUGGUCAAAGUGGCCACUGUGCCCUCUGGUAAAGCCCCGAAUAAUGUGCCAACAUUUUAUAAUAAAAAUCGAGCUGUGAAGCAGGAGGCCAAGAAAGACUUUAUUGCACUUUCCAAGUCGUUGCCUCUCCAGAAACCCAACACUGGUCCUAUUGCUAACAAACCACAAGCAGAUCUGGAGGGGAAGUCUGUAAACUCGUCUUCAGAGAAGCCUGAGAAGUCUGAACGAGAAGAUGCAAUUCCACCUGAAACACAUCUGAUGCAGUCCAGGCCUAACAGCCACGCUGAGCAGAGACCAAUGACCUCCACCUCCGAUAUUAAAGCCACCCAAAGUCUUCCUAAUGAUAAAUUGCCAAUGGAAAGUUCAGCAGCACCUAACGGGUCAGAAGAGAUAUCUUCUGAACCACCUAAAAGUGAGGAGUUUCCUGCUGUCAGAUCUCCAUCCUCCAUGGGGGAGGAUUUUGAACACAGUCCACCACAGUUACCCCAAGAACUACCAAAAUCUCUGGUCAAAGCUCAGCCAUCCAGUAAAAUUAUCAGUCCGAUUAUCAGCAUUCCAACCGCUGAGAACGAGGCCCAAAGUGUCUCGGAGUGGGAGGUUAACUCGGAGUCUGGAGAUAUGCUGAAGGAGGAAGACGGUUUGGACACGUCUACACCAAAAUGCCAACAAUCUCAUACUCUAGAAGAAGAUGGUUUUACAACAGCCCAAGAGGAAAAGGAAACAUAAACUGACAUGGACAGCCCAAUUCAAACCAGAAAUAAGCUUUACAUAUCUAACAGCUCCUUAGAAGAAAAAUAUCACUUGAUCUGGUGUUGCACUGUUGCCUUCCCAAAGUGUUUUAUUGGUCUACUAGCAAUAAAGGUCCCCAUUACAUUCAUUAAUUAGACAGCAGCUUUC